Besnoitia besnoiti is the source of this 960-nucleotide messenger RNA. RefSeq names its product PWI domain-containing protein. The record is from RefSeq and is a predicted model, not a curated record. Gene Ontology annotation, cellular component: spliceosomal complex. Gene Ontology annotation, biological process: mRNA processing; regulation of mRNA splicing, via spliceosome. The transcript has 9 exons. Gene Ontology annotation, molecular function: RNA binding. The coding region runs from base 1 to 960 and encodes 319 amino acids. Lineage: Eukaryota; Apicomplexa; Conoidasida; Eucoccidiorida; Sarcocystidae.
AUGAUAGGAGGACCCGGGUUCUAUCGGGGCACCAGCCGCGAACAGACGCCGUUCUUCAAAGACAAAGACGUCAAAAUCAUCGAGUCGAGGAAAUGGCCGGCUGUCUUCGAGGAACGCGUUGACAUGUCCAAGGUUAACGCGGACGUCAUGAAGGCGUGGGUCACGAGCAAACUCACGUCGAUCCUCGGCUUCGAAGAUGAUAUCGUGAGCUCCUACUGCAUGACGCAGCUGUACCCUGACGAAGCGAUGUCGCCCGACGUCGAUGCGCGCCAGAACUACCUCUGCCCGAAGAAGCUCGUGAUUUCCAUGACAGGCUUCAUCGGCAAGGGAGCCACACAGUUUGUCAAAGAACUGUGGGAGCUCCUCCUCGCCGCGCAGAAAGAGAAAAAUGGUAUCCCUCCGGCGUUCUUGGAGAACAAGAAGCUCGAGAUGCAACGAAAGCGAGAAGAGGCUGCGAAGAUCAACGAGGAGCUGAUUCGGCGCCACGAGCAGAUGAUGAAGGACGAGUUCAACAGGCAGGUGAAGGACAUCGCGACCGGCCACGCGCAGUCCAUGCCUCCCACAGUCCUCGCGGCGGCUGCGGCCGGGCCGCUGGAUCCUCUCGGCUUGACGGCUGCGACGAGUGGAACGAUGCGAGGCUGGGAUGGCGCGGGCACCUCCGAGCCAGUCAUCACAGUGCCGCAGGUCGACCUGCGCCCGCCAGAAGAGAACGAAGGAGAGCAAAUUCGCAGGCGCGCGCCGUCCUCGUCCAGGAGCGGAAGUGAGGAUUCCGACUACGGGCGCCGGCGUCGCCGCAGAGACCGCCGCUUCAAGGAACGGCAAAGGCGAGAUCACAGCUCCAGCAGAAGCCACAGCCGCUCUCCGCCCAGCCCGCCGAGCCGCGAGCGCAGCAGAAGCAGAGGUCGCGAUCGUGGUCGUGAAAGGAGGAGGCGAAGAUCCCGGUCCAGGGACCGACGAUAG